AUUUCGUACAGCCGUCCAGACCGGUUGUUUUGAAAUCAAAGUUAUGUGCAACCGGAAAGAAACAAUGCGGCUACUGGCCCAUCGGCGCUGGUACGGUGUCGUUACACCUUCGCAGUCGGACAUCCUUCCCCACAGCACCGUUCGCCGGCUGAAGGUGGCGCCGAAACCUCCGCCGGACAAACCACCCGACGACCGUGGUCCGCGCCUGAACGAAAUGAGCAUACAGAUGCUGUCCGACUCGCUUUACAGGCAAAUUUUCCGCCCCACGACGCAGCACGGGCUGCACGCGCCAGCCAGCCCGACGCUGGUGAAAUCAUUGCGCGACGAUCUGCUCCGGCAUGGGAUUAAUGCGUCCAGCCCGGCCCUGCUACCGGAUGUAGAUGUGAAGCUGCCCCCGCUGCGCGGUGCCAACAUUGAGGAGCACUUCCACUCGAUCGCGGAGGAGCAAAGUGAGCCGUACCGGCGGGCGAUAGAGCAACUGCCCGGCGCACCGCCGAACCCGCCCAAAGUGUGGUCACGAACGGCAGGCUGGACGCGGUACGAUCCGGCGACCGGGAGCGCCUCAUCCAUCCCCUUCCCGGACGAUCCGGCCCUCGUGUUCGACGUGGAGGUGUGUGUGCGGGCCGGCCCGCUACCAGUGAUGGCGACUGCCACCGGUACGGCUGGCUGUUGGUACUCGUGGACCAGCCCGCUGCUGUCGUCCGGCGAAGCGGCUCCAACCGACCAAACCGCUGCCGGCUACCGCCUUUCGCAGCUGAUACCGCUCGAGGCUGACACGCCGACGGACGAACGGCUGCACCGGCCGCGGGUCGUCAUCGGGCACAAUGCGUCGUACGAUCGGGCCCGGGUGCGCGAGCAGUACUGGGUGGAGCCGACCGCGCUCCGCUUCCUCGACACCAUGUCGCUGCACGUGUGCGUAAGCGGCAUCACCAGCUACCAGCGGGCGAUGCUGAAGUCGAGCAAGCAGCUGCCGGCGGAAGAUGCCGGCUGGAGCGAGCAAAGCUCGCUGAACAACCUGGCCGACGUGUACGCGCUGUACUGUGGCGGCCAGCCGCUGGUCAAGUCGCAGCGGGACACGUUCGUGGAGGGCACGCUGCAGGACGUCCGGGCGGACUUUGACAGUCUGAUGAGCUACUGUGCGGCGGACGUGCGGGCGACCGGUGCCGUGCUGCAGCGGCUGUGGCCGCUGUUCCGCGAGCGCUUCCCGCAUCCGGCGACGCUGGCCGGCAUGCUGGAGAUGGGCAGCGCCUACCUGCCCGUGAACGGCAACUGGACGCGCUACCUGACCGAGGCCGACCUGGCGUUCGAGGAUUUGGAUCUCGAGGCGAAGCACCAGCUGGCGCAGCGGGCUGACGCUGCCUGCGGGCUGCUGCACGACGCCGCCUACCGGCGGGACCUCUGGCUGUGGGAUCAGGACUGGAGCGUGCAGGAGCUGAAGCUGAAGGCGGCGAAAGUGGAAGGAAGGAGGGGGAAGGAGCCUGGCAGCAAGGCGAAGGAGCCGUGUGCUGGUGCCGAUGAACAGACGCGGCUAGCGAACAAGUUUGCCCAUCUGUACGCGACGGCCAGCCGGCUGCCGGUGCGCCGACCAUUGCUGCCCGGGUAUCCGGCGUGGUAUCGGGCGCUCUGCUCCAAGCCAACCGCCGGCGACUGGUGUCCCGGGCCGUCCGGCAAGCUCGGCACCGGUAUGCAGAUCGCACCGAAGCUGCUUUCGCUCUGCUGGGAGGGCUACCCGCUCCACUACAUCCGCGGGCACGGUUGGGGCUUCCUCGUGCCGUUCAAGUACGCACGCGACGAAGAGUUUGCCGACGGGGCUGCUCUGCCACUGGAGCAGCUGGUCGCUGCCUGUCCGGUCGUCGAGCCGAAACACGCCGCAGCAACGACGGCGGAAAGCACCGAAGCCCUCGCCCAGCUUGCCAAGCACGUGGAGCAAACGAUCAGCCGAAAGGACUACUACCGCGGGAAAGCUUCCGACGCUUCCCGGACCCCGGCACCCUACACCGGGUCCGGCGUGUGGUGCAACGUGGAGCUGGAGGGCUGUUGCUACUUUCUGAAGCUGCCCCACAAGGACGGCGGUGGCCACCGGGUCGGCAACCCGCUGUCGAAGGACUUUCUCGCCAAGUUUUCCGAGAACGUGCUGGCGGGCGAUGGGCGUGCGGCCGAGCGCGUGGUUGCGAUUGCGCGCAUGCUUUCCUACUGGCGCAACAACCGGGACCGGAUACGGGGCCAGCUGGUCGUCUGGUAUCGGCCGGACGAGCCGGACCCGAUCGGUGCGAUCAUACCGCAGGUGGUCGUGUGCGGCACGCUGACCCGCCGCGCGAUGGAACCGACCUGGAUGACGGCGAGCAAUGCGCAGCGGGAGCGGGUCGGGUCGGAGCUGCGCGCGAUGGUGCAGGCGCCGCCCGGCUACCGGCUCGUCGGUGCGGACGUCGACAGCCAGGAGCUGUGGAUUGCGUCCGUGCUGGGCGAUGCCGGAACCGGGCUGCACGGCGGCACCCCGUUCGGCUGGAUGACGCUCAGCGGCACGAAGGCGACCCGCACCGACAUGCACAGCGUGACGGCCCAGGCAGUCGGCAUCUCGCGCGACCACGCGAAGGUGCUGAACUACGCGCGGAUCUACGGUGCGGGGCAGCAGUUUGCCGAGAGGCUGCUGAAACAGUUCAACCCGACGCUGACCGGCGCGGAGGCACGCUCGAAGGCGACGAAAAUGUUCGCCCUCACCAAGGGCCGCCGGACGUACCGGUUGCGGGAGGAGCUGCGCGACCAGUACCCGACCCAGCCCGCUCGCUCCACCGCGUACGAGGCGCUCGGGCUGGCGCGGGCCUGCAGCCGCCCGGUCGGCGAACUGUUCGAGGGACCGCACUGGUGCGGCGGCACCGAGAGCGCCAUGUUCAACCGGCUGGAGGAGAUUGCGGGCAGUGCCGAACCGGAGACACCGUUCCUCGGUGGUCGGCUUAGCCGGGCGGUCGAGCCGCAGCCCGGCACGGAGGACCGGUUCCUACCGACGCGCAUCAACUGGGUGGUGCAGAGUGGUGCGGUCGACUUCCUGCACCUGAUGUUGGUGUGCAUGCGGUGGCUGAUGGGCGGCAGCGAUGUCGGUGCCAACAGCAGCCGGCGGCUCCGCUUCUGUCUGAGCUUUCACGACGAGGUGCGGUAUCUGGUGCCGGAGCGGUACGCACACCAUGCCGCACUGGCACUGCACCUUACCAAUCUGCUGACCCGCGCGUUCUGCGUGCAUCGUGUCGGAUUUCGCGAUCUGCCCCAGUCGGUCGCCUUCUUCUCCUCGGUCGAGGUCGAUCGGGUACUGCGCAAGGAGGCCCAGCACGACUGCCGGACGCCAUCGAACCCGCACGGGCUGCGCGUCGGCUACUGCAUACCGGACGGCGAAUCGCUCGACAUCUACCAAACGCUCGCUCGGCUCACGGCGACCGAGCGUGACGUCAGCCGGUGGCAAUGGCACCGAGCGAACGCACCGAAACCCAACCGGAAAAGCAAACAGCAAAAGGACGACCUCCAUCAGCCCGGACGGGCUGGGGAGCGAAUACGGUGAUGACUUGCCGGUAUCGGAAUCAGCUGUACCGUGCUGCCAGUGUGGGGCCGUGGGAAGCUGUACCAGCUGCUAAUGGAGACCUACUUUGUUGUGCUGUUUGUUAGUUAUGUACCCAGAAGCUGCGGGGUACGCGGUUCUCAGGAACCACUCCUCUGCCUCGUGAAUAAUUGAAGCAAAACGUA
Anopheles arabiensis is the source of this 3729-nucleotide messenger RNA. It is a transcript of the gene tam, whose product is annotated as DNA polymerase subunit gamma-1, mitochondrial. NCBI's taxonomy places the organism in Eukaryota, Metazoa, Arthropoda, Insecta, Diptera, Culicidae. Gene Ontology annotation, biological process: mitochondrial DNA replication. The transcript has 3 exons. Gene Ontology annotation, cellular component: gamma DNA polymerase complex; mitochondrion. The record is from RefSeq and is a predicted model, not a curated record. Gene Ontology annotation, molecular function: DNA-directed DNA polymerase activity; DNA binding; 3'-5' exonuclease activity. Bases 44 to 3547 code for a protein of 1167 amino acids.